Messenger RNA from Penicillium atrosanguineum, 2970 nucleotides. Its product is annotated as RNA recognition motif domain-containing protein. Gene Ontology annotation, molecular function: RNA binding. The record is from RefSeq and is a predicted model, not a curated record. The coding region runs from base 1 to 2970 and encodes 989 amino acids. Lineage: Eukaryota; Fungi; Ascomycota; Eurotiomycetes; Eurotiales; Aspergillaceae. The transcript has 2 exons.
AUGAUGUUGAAGCCCUUCCAGAUCAGAGACCUUCACGUGUCUUCAUCCCCGGCCCACGGAGUCAACUCAGACCUUCCAGUCUCUCACGGAGUAGUACAGAUCUCAGCGGCCGACUACGACGAUAUCGCGUCAAGCCAUCCUCGAGCGAGGCUUGCUUACAUUGACUACGAGGAUGAUGAACAAAUCACAGUCGGGUCCUCUCUCGAGCUAUCUGAGCGCCUAGACGAGCCCGUCGACAUCAAUGAACGCCUUGAUUCCAUCCAUGUUUCUCGUGAAGAAGCCGAAACGAUGCAUCGUUUUGAUAUUCGCCGAUCAAAUUCUGUGCUCGAGUUGUGGAGGCGAUUUGAAAACACAUCCAACGAAGCGCCCAAGGACGCGGAAAUGACGAGGGAUACCUCCACUACUGCAGAGACUGCAAUCAACACCGUCCAACCCGUGAAUAAAUCAGCUUCGGAAGAUAUCACUUCCCCAGCGACCGCCCCCGAAGAAGAUCCCCAGCCUCUGAUGGCCGCAUUCGAAGCCGAACUUUCCAAUAUUCUCGAGUCCAGUGAGACUUUUGAUACACAAGCUCAAGGAACUAGAUCUGAGCCCGCCCGUGAACCAUCUGCUAACAUCAGCUCACAUGGGAUCCCUCCCGUUGUGGAACAGUUUAUGGCUCAGAUGCUGCAACAAAUCUGCGGUGGAGUCGGCGUCAUGCAGACUGAGUUGCGAACAAGAAUUCCUGAGCUGCGGCAUCAACUGAGUGAGGCUCAGAGGGAGCUUCCAGAGAACCUUGCUACUUCACUGCAGGCCCUUUUCACACACCUUGAGGCUCAGAUGAGAACCGCUUUUAAUAACCUGCCCGAAAAUGGAAGACAUAUGGCAGAAGAAGCAAUUCAAGCCGGCAAGCCUGUUGCUGAGACCGCCGUGGAAAGUCUGCGGUCUUUUGCUACUGAUCUGGAUCAGAGUACACGAACCUUGUUCGCGGCAUUUGAGAACGAGUUUGGCCGAGCCGGGUCCCAGAACACAAGCACUACGACUGGCAGCUCGAAUGCUGCACCUGGCGUCUUUUUCACUCCUCCUAACAGUGUGCCUGUCCCGCCUGUCCCCAGUCAGGAAAGCCAGAUCCAUCCGUCGGACACACCAACGCAACAGAAAGAUAUCACGGCCUCUGGUCAAACCUCGGUUAGAGACUCUGGAUCAUCCUAUGCCCCCAGACCUCAGCCUGCUUCCAAUCCACACAUCGAGCAAGAGACGCAACCUUGGAACCAUUCUUCUCAUCCCCCUCCUAACUGGCCUAGCGAUGGGAAGCCUUAUGCUCAGCAUUUCCAGCCAUCCCCUCAGCCACCGAGCUGGGCAUCUUUUAAUGCUAAUCAACCGUGGCACUUGCACGCUCACCCACCACGUCACUAUGCCCAUCAUCCUCCUCCGCCACGUCACUACACCCCGGUUGCAUUCCCUCCGUGGUCCUCUGGGCCGCCCCCUAUGCCGCCAUUCCUCCCGCACGGUAUGCAACAGCCUCUCAACUCUCUUCCUCACAACCAUACAUCGGCUCCUCCACCAUAUAAAGUACAGACCCAUUCCAAAAAUGGAGGCAAUCACACAGAGACACCUGAGAAUAAGAUCUUGUUCAUCGGAAACGUCGGCUUCAAUGUCACCGAAAAAAUGAUCCAGGAUGUCUUCGCUUCAAAAGGGUUCAUUGUUGAAGUGGAUCUUCCUCUGGAUUCCAUGUCGGGCAAACAUGCAGGCUUCGGCUACCUGCAGUUCCCUACGAUUCACCCGGCGAUGGCUGCAAUGAAUGCCCUGCAGGGCUUCCACAUUGAUGGUCACGCGAUCAACCUUGAGUUCAGUGAUCAGAUGCCCAUUGAACGAAUUCCUGCAUCGCAACCCUCGUCCAAGGCGGCGAAAUCAAGCUCGCUCGGCGCUCAAAUGGGCAGCUCUCAGAGCGAGAGCGUUCAUGUCAGCGAUACAUCAGUGCCCCAGGAGAAGGCCUUGAGAAAAGAGGAGGUCAUUCCUGAAGAGACUGUUGGUGAGAACAGCAAGUGCUCGGUUAAGCGCACGAAGUCUGUUACCUUCCAGGAGCCUGUCUUGUCUGUGCCAGAAAUCAGCUCUUCAAGUGCUAAUGCUCCUCGGGCUGCCCCUCCCGCAUUAAUUGAUUUGGCAGAUGACUCUGCCUCAAAUGCUCCUCCUGUCUGGGGGCGCAGUCAUUCCCCUCCUCUGAGCGCAGGGCACCCUACAGAAAGGGAAAUGAUAGAUCUAGGAAUGAAUCGUUUCCCGCCAGUUUCGCAGUUGGAUGCUCACCUGCGGGCAAAUCAGCGGCAAGAUCGUGCAUCUGUGCCUCCUCACGGUGUAUCCCCUGGAGACUAUGCCUCCUUCCGCAGAAAUUCGCGAUCACGCCUGGACACUGAUGCUCCUGUUGAUAGUGCCACUGCUUUGGGCGCCAACAUGCAGGACCGGCCAACUAAGCUACCUGGUGCCAAAGACUACAAUGAAAACUCUAGCAGUGGCGGUAAGCCUUUGCCGAAAGUCAAACGCUCGGAAACAGUGAAGCAGCCUUUUGAAUACGCUUCUCCAAACGAUUCCACUGCCGAAAUUCCUCUCAGACGCCGAGCAACUGAGCGUGACUCGCUCCGUCCUAGUGCCCGACAGAGGGCCGAAAUUGAUACUUGGGCGCGCUUGGACAGACGAGAGCGCCUGCGUUCCCGACCAUCGUCCACUCAGAGCAUCCCUGGCAGUUUCCCCAUUGAGGAAACCUCCCAGUCUGCAACCACAAACGCUAGUCCAAGCCAUUCCAAUGGUUUUCAGGAUCCAUAUGCCGAGAGUAUCGACAACUGCAUCUCUUCGCUUGUCGACAUGGGCUAUGGUACUCCCGCGGAAGGUGGACGAUCCCGAAUGGCUGUCUAUGCGGCUGCAUCAAACGGCAGCCUCCUGGAUGCUAUCGAGAUGAUUGAGGAGGAACGGAAGGCAUAUGCUAGACAGCAUCGACAGUAG